Molecule: messenger RNA, 2510 nt
Organism: Cuscuta epithymum
Lineage: Eukaryota; Viridiplantae; Streptophyta; Magnoliopsida; Solanales; Convolvulaceae
Source: the annotation of a GenBank genome assembly
GUGCAAUUAUCGAUAGAAAGCAAAACAGACGACACGUUGCAACCGGAGCCGUAGAAAAUGAGCAAAGAAGAAAACAUAAAGGCAGGCGCUGGAAACUUCAGAUAUUUGGUUGAGUGCGAGAGAGAAAAACAAAAAGGCAAAACCGAACAAAAAGUUUUCAUUUCUCAAAUUUUAGUUUGCGGAGUAGUAAUACUUAGUUUGCGGAGAUUUUUUUUUUUUUAAUUUGAUUGAGAUAUCGCGUUUGCUCUUUCUUCAUUCUCCGCCAAAUCCGGAGUUUUCUCCCCUGUGAGUUUGAUUCCAGAAGAAAAACGGAAUAGCCCACAUCCUUGCGGCGUAGUUCACUUCUUUUCACUUUUGCGGGUUUCGGUUUUGAUGUUUUGCUAAGUAGCAGAUUUCUUUCGUGUUUCCACGUCUUCUAUGGAUAAGAUGUCAGAGGGGAUGCAAUUUUAUGAUGACACACGAGAUAGAAGAUCAGACGUUGACAAUACAGAAGAUGAGAGGCGAAGAUCUGGAAUUGGAGCUUUGAAGAAAAAGGCAAUAAGUGCUUCCAGCAAGUUUACCCGUUCACUCAAAAAGAGAGGAAAACACAAAAUAGAUUACAGGGUUCCUUCAGUAUCUAUAGAGGAUGUGCGUGAUGUAAAAGAAGAGAGUGCUGUUGAUGAAUUGCAUCAAAUUCUUAUUGACCGUAAUCUACUACCAGCCAAACACGAUGUUGAGAUUCCUGAAAGCUAGAGAUUUCAGCAUUGAGCAAACCAUCCACAUGUGGGAAGCGAUGCUUAAAUGGAGGGAGGAGUAUGGAACAGACACGAUAUUGGAGGUGGUACAUAUGUCCUUGGAAAGACUUUAACUUCAAGGAGCUGGAAGAAGUAUUGCAAUACUACCCUCAGGGGUAUCAUGGUGUUGAUAGGGAGGGUAGACCUAUAUAUAUUGAAAGGCUUGGACAAGCUCACCCAAGCAAACUAGUGCAGAUAACUACAAUAGAAAGGUACUUGAAAUAUCAUGUCCAAGAGUUUGAGAAAGCCAUACUUGAAAAGUUCCCGGCCUGUUCUAUUUCAGCAAUGAAAAGGAUCUGCUCAACAACUUCUAUAUUGGAUGUGCAAGGCCUGGGAAUGAAGAACUUCACAAAGACAGCUGCUAGCCUUUUGGCUGCUGUUACAAAAAUUGACAACAGCUAUUAUCCUGAGACCCUGCAUCAGAUGUUUAUUGUUAAUGCGGGGACUGGCUUCAAAAAGAUGUUAUGGCCUGCUGCACAGAAGUUUCUGGAUGCAAAGACCAUUGGUAAAAUCCAGGUUCUCGAACCUAAAAGUUUGGGCAAAUUGCUUGAAGUGAUUGACCCAGGUCAAUUGCCUGACUUCUUGGGUGGGUCUUGUAACUGUCACACUGAGGGAGGCUGUUUAAGGUCUAACAAGGGUCCUUGGAGUGAUCCAGAUAUAAUUAAGCUUGUGAAAAAUGAAGAGGUAGCAUUGGUGAGACCAAUUACUAUGGCAUCUAGCAAUCCACGUGUUCUGGGUGAACAACCUAGCAACUUACAUUCAAGGCUCACCCCUGUUUUUGAAGAAGCAAGGUCAUCAAAUUCAACUCUUCAUUAUAGUCUUGAUGAAAUGAGUCGAAGUGACAGAGAAGUUGGUAGUGAACAAGGCCUACCUAGGUUGCCUUAUUGUGAAUCUCACUCAUCUGAAAGGGGUGUUAUGCAUUCUUUUUCCAAAGGAGCAUCAACAUUUCAAGAGUCCAGCAAAGAGAGGCUUGUAAGGAGAUGUUUCAUCCAUCUGACAAGAACAGUGAUAUCUUUGGCACUCAAACUGUUUGCAAUUAUCAGGACUCUUCCUUUUGAGGCCUGGAGAAGACAGACUGGCAUAUAUCCUUCCAUUGCAUUGGAAGAGAAUCAUGAUGGUUAUUCACCUAGCAGCCAUAACAAUGCUAAUAGUGAAGAAGACCAGCCCCAUCCGUGUAUUCAACGCCUUCAGAGGCUUGAACAAUUAAUCGAAGAGCUACGUAAGAAGCCUCCUGAGAUGCCAUUGGAGAAGGAGCAUAUGUUGAACCAAUCCUUAGACAGGAUCAAGUCUGUAGAAUGUGAUCUAGAAAAGACAAAGAGAGUGCUGCAUAGCACGUCAAUGAAGCAGGUUGAAAUUACAGAGUUGCUGGAGAAUAUACGAGAAUCCCGAAUUCAACGGACAAGGUUCUUAUGUUGAUUUUUUCCGGGGAUUAGACUUUUGAGGAUCUUAUCUAACAGAUAAUGGACGUGCAUUACCAUUAACCCUGUGGGGAUGUGAUGGUUUGAUAGAUACAUGUGCUUUUUAAAACUUCAACAACAAUAAUUAAAUUACUGGCCACCCUUAGAGUUAGAAGGCUGGUUGGCUCAUAUCCACAUUUGACCUGUAAUUGUAAUUCGCUCACAUACCCUAUGCUCACCCUAAUAAAAGUAGCCUCUCCAUGAACAGAUUUUCUACAGCUCGAGCAAUGUGUAAUUUCUACUUCUCUCUAAUAUUUGAGUAAAUAAAAAGACAAGGCGA